Messenger RNA from Truncatella angustata, 2373 nucleotides. RefSeq lists its product as uncharacterized. The transcript has a single exon. NCBI's taxonomy places the organism in Eukaryota, Fungi, Ascomycota, Sordariomycetes, Amphisphaeriales, Sporocadaceae. The record is from RefSeq and is a predicted model, not a curated record. The coding region runs from base 231 to 2201 and encodes 656 amino acids.
GUUCAAAGCCUAGUAUGCGUCGAAGGCCUAACCUAUAAAUUUGACGCUGCACCGCUCACGAAACCCGCUAGCUGGCUCAUCAAGGGUCCCCACCAACUAAUACAGCAGCUAACGCUAAACCCCGCGUCGCCGAUCUCAUCGCCCAAAGGACUAGGCGCGUCUUCAUUCAACUUCAGAGCGCGUUAAGCGAAACCGUCGUGAGGCAAGCAUGUGAUGCAAGCAUGUGAAGGAUGCCGCCGCCACUGCUUGACCCAGCGACAUCGUCGCCUCUCUCGUCGCCGGAUUCCUUCAUCACGGCCGAAGCGUCGCCCCCAAACCCUCUGGAUAUCACAGUGACAGACAUCGAUGCGCCCGACAACGAUGCGCCCAGGAGAGAGUAUUACAGCGCGAGGCAGCUGCCGCCAGAGUUGAAACAGCACUGUCAAAUCUACCUUGAGGAGAACUUACACAUACUCGCUCUGAGGGUGCUGGGUAGACUACAAUCUUCGAGUAGCGCGUUGCUCCCACCAGGUACGCGAUGGACGCCUCGAAGGCAGGAGAGCAGCGACCACGUCUAUUGCCCGGCUCCGAACGUGCUGGCUUUUCUGAGCACAUUGACUGUACACCCAGACCUGACGACACGGCCCCGCGAGGACCAUUGGAGUGACGUAUCGUCUGCAGCGCUCGACUACUUGCGCAACAUUCUCAACACUGUCGGUCCUGUCAACGCCCGACUCCACGAAGCCUUUCGAUUUGGGCAAGCAACGCGACGAUCCCCCAGCGGGGACAGCGACGACUUUGUGGCUGACGUCGGAGGGGAGGCACAGCUGUAUGGCAGAUACGGAAAACAUGGGGUCUGGAGGCGCGGGCAUGACUUCUUCAACGUCGUUGGUUGGGCCCUCAACUGCAGCGUCUUGUAUCCUAAUCGCUGGGAGUACUGGCGCCAGUGGCUUGACUUCAUGCUCGAAGUCAUUGAGAAGGAUCUCGACGAGCGCAAAGAGAUGGAUGAACAGGGGCAUUUCCGGGCAGGCGGCGAAGAAGGCGAAUGCAAAUAUUCAUCGCUCAGUACUUCCAUUCUAGCCGGCUAUCUCAACCAGCGGAACGGUAGAACUGGAGGCUUGAAGUGGGUCAUCAAGGUCAUAUUUGCCGAUGGUCAAGGUUCGGCGUCUUCACUAUUUCAGGAGAUAUGGGAUAAGGAACACAAGGGAAGAUCGAGAAACAAGGCUUUCAAGAAGCGGAAGCGAAAGAUCAACAUUGAGAAGGGGGACUUUGGCGAGCUGCUCGACGACGACUCGGUCUAUUCAUCUCAGAAUUCCGAGCCCCCGACACCUCAAAAGCGAAAGACUUAUUCCAACAGGAACGAGUCCCCGGCUCUGGAAGCAUCGUAUGUCGAGUCUAUAGCCUUGCGUCAACGACUAUUCGCCGCCCUGUCUUACUUAUGCCACUUCCUGCCGGCUCCGCCCAUCGAUCUACCAGACUUGUACGAAUCUUACGAGACGCAAAUUCGAUCUCUACCACUAUCCCUCUUCACAGCUUUUAUCGACUCAACGACUUCAUCCCUGCGGCUGGACAGCCAGAUCUCCGUCCUCCAGGACGUGCUGAUCCAUUUUAUGCCUUCCUCAGCGGUCAAUCCCUCUAAAGUAGACCGUGAGAUCUACGAUGCUAAUGGCACCAGCCCUGCUAUCCUUGAGCGUUGCUUCCUUCCCUACGCCGCAAAUACGAUCGCGACCGAGGACAACGCCAAGGUUAGCGUGCUUCUUGAGGAGCUUGUCAAGCUGGUUUGGAUGGAAGGCACAGCCCAAUUUAGCGAUGGUUUCUACGAUGCAGUCGCGAAAGGCAUCAAAGCGCGCGAAGCAAAAAUCAAGAAAAAGGUUGCCGGUACGAGGGGAAAGCGCAAUGGCUAUGCUCAAGAGGACCCGGACACAGAAGCUCGAACGGUUCUGCAAGAAAGCUCGAGCAGGCUUCGGCAGCUGGUAGAGCUCAUCUCAGAAGAGGCCAGUGGAGAGGACGCGGAAACGGAUGAGCCGGAAAAGGCGGACAAAACAUAUUGCCUGUGUCGGCAGAUCGAGCAUGGUGAUAUGGUUGCUUGCGACAACCCGAACUGUUCGUACGGGUGGUUUCACUGGAAGUGUAUUGGUCUCAAGAGUGAGCCGAAAGGCCGCUGGCUCUGUCCACAAUGUCGCCAACAUGAAAGUGAUGAGAUGGAUGAGGGUAUGCUCUGAACUGUUCCCCAUUGUCUACAUGAUUCGAAGCUAAUGCAUGCGGCAGACACCACUGAGGUAUCGUACAUGACAGCACGAAGUUCAUAGGAUGGACAAUCGGAGUUGAAAGACUGUAUCUAUGUGAAGGUGACGUGAUACGGCGAGCAAGUGUCCCCGGCGAGGAAGCGACACA